This is a messenger RNA of Stylonychia lemnae, 1164 nucleotides long. Lineage: Eukaryota; Ciliophora; Spirotrichea; Sporadotrichida; Oxytrichidae. The record is from the annotation of a GenBank genome assembly.
AUGAAAAGCGGUGAUAUUGUUUCAACUUCCAAUCAAAAUCUUCCAUACAUCCAAACUCUUAUAAGCUAAUUCAAGAAAAAAGCUUCAAUCACAGACAUCUCGAAUUAGAGUUAAAAUGAUGAAAAUUAGAAAGUAAGAUAAACUAAUUCAACUCAUGAAGUAAUCACAAGUCCAAGACAAGUACUUGAUUUGUAAGAACAAUAAUUAGAUAAUAUUGCAAAAUCUAUUUUUGACAAUGAUUAUUUCUCUGAGCCUGCCCCAGAUUUGGAUGGUUCAUUCGAAAGUUAUUCUGAUGAUGAUUCUUUAGAUUAAAUCAUUGAUCAAUAAGAGUAAUAUCAAGUUUUAGAGUUAAAUGAAUAAGAUUCAGGCAAUUAAGCAAGUCUAUUUCAGCGUAAUUAUAAUGGAAAUAUGGCUGAGCCAAAAAUCAAAUAAAAUUCUUAAUCUAAAAAGAUUUUGGAUAAAACAAAGCGCAUCCAUAAAAAUAAAGGGGAAAAUAGCAAAAUAAGUAGGGUGCCUUGCAAAAAUAUAAGCAAAAACGAUAGUAGAGAUUCAUCUCCUGAUCUACGUCUUAAAUAUAAUUUAGAGAAAGUGAAAAGAGCUAAAAAUCGCAAGAUUGGUAAAAAUUCCUAACUAAUUACUAACAAGGCACCAAACUUAGUUGUUCAAAAUACUUUGGAAUCCUCGCAAAACUAUUAAUAUUUCGCUAACAGAAUUUACGAUACAACUUAUAUGUUGAACGCCCUAAAUUCACAAAUAAUAUAUUUGUAUUAAUAGCUCUACUCAAUUCAAGGUUGUACAAACACAACUUUAUAAAAUUAAAAAUGGAGUACAGAUUAGAGCUCUACUGAGAAGCUUAACAUAGAUCCCUCAAAUUCCUAAAGCAAUGGUAUUGAGUUGGAUAGCAGAUCAAUAGCUUUACAGAAUGAAAUAUAUCGCUAAAUUUAAGCUCUCUCUUAUCAAUAUUACCAUAUUUAAAGCCAAAAUCCUUUCAUAACUUAAUAAAGUCUUAUUCCAAGAGGAUAAGACUCUAGCUAAAAUUAGCUAGAUAUUGAUAGAAACAAUCAUUAAAACUCAUAACUACUUUUCAGUAUUAAUGAUGGAAAUACUUUUAAUAGUAAAGACUCAAACACAACUUGCUCAACCUAAUAUAGCGUUGAUAAAUGA